GUGUUGUUAUUGGUGCUACUGUUAGAUUUUCUUAUUGGUAUUGUCAUUGGUACUACCAUUAGAUUUUCUUCUUGCUGUGUGGUCUCGUAUAUUUUUCCGGUGGGAAGUCUUGCAUGUUUUUUCGGUGGUAGUCUUGCAUGUUUCUUCAGUGGUGGUUUUGUAUAUUUCUUCAGUGGUGGUCUUGCAUGUUUUUUCGGUAGUGGUUCUGCACGUUUCUUUGCUAGUGGUAUUGCAUGUUUCUUCGAUGGUAGUCUUGCACUUUUCUUCGGUAGUGAGUCUGCAUAUUUCUUCGGUAGUGGUUUUUUAUUAACUUUUUAUACUAUGUUUGCUAUCAUUUGUGCUUGCAUCGUCUGUUGGUGGCUUCGAUUUGAUGGUGUUGUUAUUUUCUGGUAUACUAUUGUAUCUUCACUUUCUUGGUUUUUUGCUGUUGCCUUGAUGUUAUUUAGUAUUGUUGGAGUUUAUGAUUUUGCUAUGGUUUUCG
This is a messenger RNA of Racocetra persica, 481 nucleotides long. The record is from the annotation of a GenBank genome assembly. NCBI's taxonomy places the organism in Eukaryota, Fungi, Glomeromycota, Glomeromycetes, Diversisporales, Gigasporaceae.